Molecule: messenger RNA, 1569 nt
Organism: Populus trichocarpa (black cottonwood)
Lineage: Eukaryota; Viridiplantae; Streptophyta; Magnoliopsida; Malpighiales; Salicaceae
Product: probable pectinesterase 53
Exons: 5
Coding region: 253-1398 (381 amino acids)
Biological process (GO): cell wall modification
Molecular function (GO): pectinesterase activity
Source: RefSeq, a predicted model, not a curated record
UGGCGGUGAAAGAGCAUAGAUUCAAGUUAUGGCACCAUGUUAUUGGCUGGUAGUAGUUCUAGUUCUAGGUAUUAUGUUUUCAAAUGCAGAGAUUCCUAAAUGGCGUGGAAUAGGCUACCCUCCUAGAAAACAAAUUAGGUAUAUAAACCACACAGCAGCACCACACAGCGACAGCGACAGCGACAGCCACAGCCAGCAUUAAUAUUCUUGCCAUUGUUCACAGCUCACACUCUCUCAUUCUCAUAUGCAACAAUGUCAAACUGUCGAUACAACUCUGUCCACCUCUUCGUUCUUACUAUUCUCCUCCUCAAUUCCGGCCAAACACUAUGCCACACCAAAGGGUUAAGAACAAGAAAUCCUCGGGGAGUGCAACCGAUGAUGAAUGCGAGCAGAGUUCAAUUCUCGGAGCAGCAAUUCAUGAAGUGGGUCACGUUCGUUGGUAGUCUUAAACACUCUGUUUUCAAAGCAGCAAAGAAUAAGAUAUUCCCUUCUUACACCCUUAUUGUCGCUAAGAAUCCAUCCGCCGGAGACUUCACAACAAUUCAAGAGGCAAUUGAUUCUCUUCCCUUCAUCAAUCUUGUGAGGGUGAUCAUAAAAAUCCGUGCAGGAGUUUACAAAGAAAAGGUGAAUAUACCUCCAUUAAAAUCCUUCAUAACCAUGGAAGGAGCAGGAGCAGAUAAUACAAUUGUUCAAUGGGGAGACACUGCUCAAACACCAGGGGCUAGAGGACAGCCUAUGGGAACCUACAGUUCGGCUACUUUUGCUGUGAAUUCCCCGUUUUUUGUUGCCAAGAACAUCACGUUCAAGAACACGGCGCCGCUGCCGGCACCAGGAGCCAUGGGACAGCAAGCAGUGGCAUUAAGAAUAUCGGCAGAUACAGCAGCUUUCCUGGGGUGCAAAUUCUUGGGAGCGCAGGACACACUAUAUGAUCAUGUGGGCAGGCAUUAUUACAAGGAUUGCUACAUUGAAGGUUCUGUGGAUUUCAUUUUUGGCAACGGGUUGUCCUUAUUUGAGGGGUGUCACGUGCAUGCAAUAGCUCAAUUCACUGGGGCCCUGACGGCACAAGGCAGGAGUAGUCUUCUAGAAGACACGGGCUUCUCAUUUGUGAACUGUAAGGUCACGGGGUCAGGCGCUCUUUACCUUGGGAGGGCGUGGGGCCCCUUUUCUCGGGUCGUCUUUGCUUACACUUACAUGGACAACAUCAUCAUUCCCAAGGGCUGGUAUAAUUGGGGAGAUCCUAACCGUGAAUUGACUGUGUUCUAUGGGCAAUACAAAUGCACAGGGCCUGGAGCAAGCUUCGCAGGGAGAGUGUCAUGGUCGAGAGAACUCACUGACUCGGAAGCUAAGCCCUUUACUUCACUUACCUUCAUCGAUGGUUCUGAAUGGAUCAAAAUGUAAUUAUCAAUAUUAUAUACCUUUUUUCAAAAAAUGUUACAAGCGAUUUUUAGGAGAAAUCCCAAUGUUUUCUCCCAUAUUCAAGUCCCCUCCUCCCUAUAGAGUCCUUGUCCGUGUCGGGUUGGUAGGCUUUACUCAAACAUUAAUCAAAAGCAACUUUGCUGUUGAGUUAUA